Lasiosphaeria miniovina is the source of this 1668-nucleotide messenger RNA. RefSeq lists its product as uncharacterized. The transcript has 2 exons. The annotation marks the transcript as partial. Lineage: Eukaryota; Fungi; Ascomycota; Sordariomycetes; Sordariales; Lasiosphaeriaceae. The record is from RefSeq and is a predicted model, not a curated record. Gene Ontology annotation, molecular function: oxidoreductase activity.
UCCCCGACCUCCAAACCACCGCGCACCAUUGCUGUCCUGGGUGGCGGCCUGACGGGCCUGACGACUGCGUAUUAUCUGACACGAUUUAUGCCCAAUAACAGGAUCACCAUCUACGAGGCCAGCGACCGACUGGGCGGGUGGAUCGACACUGACGAGGUCACCGUCGAGACGCCCGACGGCACUAAAGGCACCGUGCUAUUCGAGCGUGGCGCUCGCACAAUAAAGACGCUGGCCAGCCAACCCAAGUGGGACGACAUUGUCUUCUUUGAUCUGGUCACCCAACUCAACCUCAAGAGCGAGCUUCGAUACACGAACUAUGGUGACCACAUCCGGCGCUUCAUAUACUACCCAGAUCACCUUGUCGACGUCACCGGGCCCGUCCUCAAGCCGUCGCAGCCGUUUACCUCGAUUCUCUCCUGCCUGGCCACAUUGUACAGCCUACUCACGGAGCCGCUCUUCAAGGGCGUAAUACCCUCUGUUUACAACUACUACAAAAGGGUGGUGGAGCCAAAGAGGAAUACUAUAUACACCCGCAAGAAUCCUCUACAUGCCACAUUAGUGUCGGAAGACGUGUCAAUUGGUCAUUUCUUUCGUAGUGCCUUUGGCCGUCCCGAUAUUGUAGACAAUGUGCUCUCAGCUAUGAUUCACGGCAUUUACGGUGGCGACGUGAACAAGUUGAGCUUCAGGAGCAGUCCCUUUUUCCGCAUUAUUUCGCCAGUCCUUACGAAAUCCGCCGACGAGGUGACGGUAUAUCGAGACGACCUCGAUUUGUUGUUUCAAUUAAGCGCUUCCGAUCCGAAUACGUUCGUUACAGCCUGGGAACUACUCAACGCCGAAUACAUUUGGUUCCGCAACGGCUUCCGCACCUUGACCGACGCGCUGGAGGCUUCGCUCAGGGCGAAUCCGAAAGUGACCAUCAGGACGGGCGAGCCUGUCGAGUCGGUCACCUAUCAUCCGACGCACACAGUUGCGGUAGCGACAAAAAAACGGACGAGAGCAGAUCUCCAUGACAAGGUAGUUUCGACCAUCUUUGCCAAGACUCUCGCAUCUGUCACGGACGGCAAGCUGCCGACGUUGGCCAAGUCGCACGCCGUGUCGAUUCUAGUCGUCAACCUAUGGUAUCCGACACCGGGGCUCAACGGCCCCAAUAAGGGUUUUGGCUAUCUCAUACCACAAAGCGGAGCGGCUGGCAAUCAGGAAUGUGUCUUGGGGGUCCUGUUUGAUUCGGAUCGCCUUACCGGCCUCGAGCGAGACGGUGUCCCCGAGGGCGAUACUGUUCCGGGCACCAAACUUACCGUCAUGAUGGGCGGCCACCUCUGGGAUGGCUUUCCAAAGGAGUUGUGGCCGAGCAACGAAGAAGCGAUCGCCAUGGCCAAGGCCGCCGUCGCACGUCACCUUGACAUACCACAGGCCGAGACAGACCGCGCCGUAGCCCGCGUCAAGAUCUGCGACGAGUGCAUCCCUCAGCAGUACACUAAUCACACGGUGCGCAUGGAAGAAGCGCGCGCGGAGCUCGAAAGCGCUUUCCGUGGCCGGCUAGCCGUUGCGGGCGGCUCAUACCAGCCCCCUGGAGUGUUGGGCAGCCUUCGCGCCGGCUGCGAGAUGGCCGGGCAGAUUGCGGACAGCUUGGGGUUCCCAGUCGGGAGUACCGGACUGGGCCGGUUCACA